Molecule: messenger RNA, 2717 nt
Organism: Aureococcus anophagefferens
Lineage: Eukaryota; Pelagophyceae; Pelagomonadales; Pelagomonadaceae
Exons: 4
Source: RefSeq, a predicted model, not a curated record
CACAAGCGCACGAACCACCGCGACUGCCCCCUGCGCCUCGCGGCUCCCGACGCGCGCGCGACGGCGCUCGAGCCGCGGCCCGUCCCGCCCCCGCGGCCGCCCGCCGCCGCGCCGCGCCGCAUGCCGCCGGGCGCGGACCCCUUCGACGCGGACACGGACGACGAGGCCUACGCGCGCGAGUGCCCCGCGGCGCCGCGGCCGUUCUGCCCGCCCGCGCCGGCGCCGGAGCCGCGCGCGGCGCCGCGGAAGCGCGCCGAGCGCGGGGCCGCCGCGCCGCCGCGCGUCGUCGUCGUCGGCGCGGGCCUCGCGGGCCUCGGCUGCGCGCGCGAGCUCGAGCGCCUCGGCUGCGACGUCGUCGUCGUCGAGGCGCGGGGCCGCGUCGGCGGCCGGUGCAGCGCGGCGGACCUCGGCGGCGGCGUCCGCGUGGACUUGGGCGCGUCGUGGAUCCACGGCGUGCGCAAGAACCCCGUCUACGACGCGGCCUGCGACCUGGCCCUCCACGGCGUCGACACGGGCGACGACGUCGUCCUCCGCGACGGCGGCACGGGCGCGGUGCUCACGGGCGCGGCCGGCGACGACGCGGCCUUCGCGCGCUUCAACGGCGCGCUCGCCGCCGCGCGGGCCCGCGGCGACGCCGCGGCCCUCACCGAGGCGCGCGCCGAGGUCGGCGAAAACGCGGCCGCCGCGGCCGCGCCGCGCCACGGCCGCGACCUGAGCCUCGGCCGCUGCUUCCGCGAGGCGCUCGGCGCCGGCGGCGGCGACGCGGGCUUCGUCGACUGGCACGUGUCGAAUCUGGAGUACGCGAACGCGUGCCCGCUCGACGCGCUGUCGCUGCGCCACUGGGACCAGGACGACACCUACGCCUACGCGGGGAGCCACUGCGUGCUCCGGGAGACGUUCCAGGGCCUCUGCGAGGGCCUCGCGGCGUCGCUGAAGGACGUACGUCUGAACGCGGCGGCGGCGCGCGUCGAGGUCGGCGUCGCGCGGCCGGCGAGCCCGCGCGCCGCGGCGCGCGGGGGCGCCGACGCGCCCGGCGCGCUCCGCUGCGGCAAGGGCUGCGGCCGCGUCUUCGUCCACGGGUCGGGCCGCGCGUCCCACGAGCGCACCUGCGCCGGGGGCGCCAAACGGGGCGGCGACGACAAGCCCGGCUGCCGCGUGUCGCUCGCGUCGGGCGCGCGGCUCGACGCGGACGCGAUCGUCGUCACGGCGCCCCUGGGCGUGCUCAAGGCCGGGGCCAUCGCCUUCUCGCCGCCCCUGCCGGCCUGGAAGCGGGCGGCCAUCGACCGCGUCGGCUUCGGGCUGCUCAACAAGGUCGCGCUCCGCUUCGACCGCUGCUUCUGGCGCGAGCCCCGGUACUGGGGCGGCGAAAUCGUCAAGGCGCGGAACCUGGGGCGCGUCGCGGGCGACGGCGGCCACCUCUUCCUCUGGGUCGACAUGGAGCCCGCCGUCGACGCGCCCGUGCUCGUCGCGCUCUGCCCCGCCGAUGCCGCGGAGCGCCUCGAGACCCGGCUCGACGCGUCGGGCGCCGACGCCUGCCGGCCGGCGCCGCCGGCGCUCGUCGCCGAGUGUUUGGCCGCCCUCGCGAAGUUGUUGGGCGCGUCCGACGCCGACCGCGCGACGUGGCGCGUCGAGCGGUCCGCGGCGUCCGCGUGGGCCGACGACGCGUUCGCGCGCGGCUCCUACUCCUACCUCGGCGUCGGGUCGACGCCCGCGGACGUCGAGUGCCUCGCCGCGCCCCUGGGCGACGGCGCGCUGCGCUUCGCGGGCGAGGCGACGUCGCGCGAGCACCUCGCGACGGCCGCGGGCGCGCGAGCACCCGCGUGCGAAUCAAAUCUGCAACCCGUCUUCAAGCUCGCGUCCGGCGUCGCCGAGGCGCGGCGCCUCGCGCGCGAGCGGGGCCUCCUGCCCCUGCGCGACGAGGACCCGGACGCGAGCGAGGGCCUCGCCGCGACGGCGGCGACGCGGCGGCGGCGCGCGAGGGACCACGCGGACCGCGUCGCGCGGCGCGCGUUCCCGGAACAGACCGCGGGCGCGGCGUGCGCGCUCUGCCGCAAAACGUCCGCCGAGGACGCGAGUUGCCCGGGCUACGUCGCCGGCGAGCUGCUCGCCUUCGAGCGGCGCGGCGGCGGCGGGCCCUUCUGGAUCCACGACGGCUGCGCCGCCGCGUCCGCGGAGGUCCGCGUCGUCGACGACGUCUGGUUCGACGUCGAGGCCGCGGCGCGGCGCGGCCGCCUAUUGAAGUGCGCGGCCUGCGGCAAGCCCGGCGCCACGCUGGGCUGCAUCGAGGCGACGUGCCGCAAGUCGUUCCACCCGCGCUGCGCGUGCGACCGCGAGCGGUGGGACGUGGCGCGCCACGCGCCCGCGGGCUUCUACGACGCGGCCGACGCCGCGCGGCGCGACGACGACCUCAGCGACGGCGCCGACUCGAGCGACGACGACUUCGAGGGCUCGCCCUUCGAGGCCUUCGCGUGCCUCGACCACCGGCCGCGGCUCCCGCCGCCGCCGCCGGCCUGCCGCGUCGCGCACUGCACGCGCCGCUGGCCCGGCUUCCGCCCGCGGCCCAAGCCCCGGCCCCUCGGCGCGCCAAGGCGACCGGAGGGUUUCGUCGACGACGACGGCGCGCCGAAACCGCCGCCGCCGCCGCCGCGGGGCGACGCGCCGCGCGGCAAGCCGCGCCACGCGCUCCUCGCGGUCUCGUAAGGGGGGAUCUCGCGGUU